CCAAAUCAGACCACGUUCACCCCUACCUGUAACGGCUGUAACCCUAUCUUUGCUCUUGCAGAAGUCUUGCUCAAUUUAGGGUUUUAGAAAACCCUCUGAAAUCAAAGGUACCCAGAAUUUCUCAUUUAUGGAUUAUGAGAAGAAGAAUCUCGAAGAUACAGUAGCACCCUCUUCCGUUUUGACUUAUCUUGAUCCACUUUACUGGAACGAUAGAUUUGCUAAGGAAGAACAUUAUGAAUGGCUCAAAGAUUAUUCCCAUUUUCGUCACCUAAUUUUGGAGAAUAUUCAACCUAAUUCCUCUGUUUUGGAAUUGGGUUGUGGAAAUUCCCAAUUAAGUGAUGAAAUGUAUAAAAAUGGGAUUAAGAACAUCACUUGCACUGAUUUAUCCCCAAUUGCUGUUGAGAAAGUGCAGAAAAGGUUGUUGUUGAAGGAAUUCAAAGAGAUAAAGGCCAUGGUUGCGGACAUGCUAGACUUGCCAUUCGCAGAUGAUUCUUUUGAUGUGGUUAUUGAGAAAGGAACAAUGUGGUGAUCCAUGGAACCCAAAAGCUGAAACCGUUAGCAAGGUCAUGGCAAUGCUUCAAGGCAUCCAUCGGGUCUUGAAGCCAAAUGGUAUCUACAUAUCAAUUUCUUUCGGGCAG
Chenopodium quinoa (quinoa) is the source of this 638-nucleotide messenger RNA. RefSeq names its product methyltransferase-like protein 13. The transcript is spliced from 5 exons. The record is from RefSeq and is a predicted model, not a curated record. Bases 128 to 529 code for a protein of 133 amino acids. Lineage: Eukaryota; Viridiplantae; Streptophyta; Magnoliopsida; Caryophyllales; Amaranthaceae.